This is a messenger RNA of Monomorium pharaonis (pharaoh ant), 1385 nucleotides long. RefSeq names its product sodium channel protein Nach. NCBI's taxonomy places the organism in Eukaryota, Metazoa, Arthropoda, Insecta, Hymenoptera, Formicidae. Bases 72 to 1226 code for a protein of 384 amino acids. Gene Ontology annotation, cellular component: membrane. Gene Ontology annotation, molecular function: ligand-gated sodium channel activity. Gene Ontology annotation, biological process: sodium ion transmembrane transport. The record is from RefSeq and is a predicted model, not a curated record. The transcript is spliced from 7 exons.
AAAUAAUAAUUUAUUGUGAACAAAAAUUAACUAAUUUCUAUUUUAUCUAAUAAAAAAAAAAUGAAUUGCAGAUGGAGAAUAAAAAAAAUAAAAUUAAACCUAAGAACACCUUUGUCACGCAAGCAUGGACGAGAAAAAAUUCCAAAGAAUCAAAAUUUUCGAGAUUAAAAUUUAUAUCAAAUUAUUUUAAUCUGUAUUGUCAUAAUUCCAGCUUAAGCAGUUUGAAAUACCUUACUGAUUCAAAUAGACCUUGGUUCGAAAGAAUUUUCUGGAUUAUAAUACAUAAUCUAAUUAUAUCUGCUGUGGUGGUUAUGGUUUAUUUUUGCUGCAUAGACUUUUUGACAACACCUUUAAUAACUUCUAUGGAAACUGAUAGUUAUAAAACGACUACUUUAAGUUUUCCAGGAAUCGCUAUCUGCUCCAUUAACAGGCUAAGUAAGCACUCUGCUAUGAAUCUGGCGACCGAUAUUUUUAAUGCAAAUAUUACGAACUACACAAUAAAUGAAAUUUGCGAGUUGAUCAAGCAUUUGGGCGAUCUCUAUACUUUCACUUUUAAAGAUGUAAAUCGUUAUGUGGAAUUAAAUGAGCUUUUAACUACUUAUUAUAAAGGGCCUUACGAUGUUAUCAAUAUAAUGAAAGAUUUGUCUCCACAAUGUUCAAUGAUGUUAUUAAAAUGUAAGUUGUACGGCUUAUUUAGAAACUGUUCGGAUCUUUUUGAGUUUCGCAGGACGCAGGAUGGAUAUUGUUGCACCUUUAAUUAUGCGCGCGAAAACGAUGACAUUCCUGAACUAAACGAUACAAAAAACCCGAUUGAUCAAUACAAAGUAAUGGAUCUCGGAAUAGAACGCGGUCUAACGGUUGUAAUGGAUCCACUUGUAAAUGAUUAUUUCUACUCAGUGUUACCUAUAACGGGUUGGAAGGUGAUACUGUUUAACCCUACCGAUUAUCCAGAUAUGACCACCGGUGGUGUUUCAGAGAUUUUUGGAACGCCUCUUUCUGAGACAUUUGUGGACGUAACCAUGACGGGUUUUCUUAGUGCUGACGUUAUUCAAUCUUUCCCUAAGACUCAACGCAAUUGCAUUUUUAUGAAUGAAGACCGCGCAAGAUUCGACGGUGCGAUAUAUACUUACAGUGAUUGUAUUGCUGAUUGUAUAAUUCGCAACAUAUGGAAGGUUUGCGGAUGCAGACCGUUUAUUUACACACGUCGUGGCAAACAUGAAUGUUAGUAAAAUAUAUUAACAAUUUUAUUUACUGUCAAUAGUUGCUUAAUUCUCUUAUUUACUGUACAAAAAUUAUAUUAUAUUAAUCUUUAUAAAUAUUCUAAAUAGUAAAAUUAUUUCUAAAAAAAAAGCUUAACUAUUGUAUUUUUCUCUAAUUUACCUUCA